Lotus japonicus is the source of this 610-nucleotide messenger RNA. RefSeq lists its product as uncharacterized. The transcript has 2 exons. Lineage: Eukaryota; Viridiplantae; Streptophyta; Magnoliopsida; Fabales; Fabaceae. The record is from RefSeq and is a predicted model, not a curated record. The coding region runs from base 154 to 441 and encodes 95 amino acids.
CCUAAAUUGAGAAAUUGAACCGAACUAGGAGAGAAAGGAACGCAAGCGAAGAAGAUUUCGAAGCAGAGGGUCAAAGGUUGUUCCAAUGGCACCAGACAGCUCCACUUCGUGAACGACCUCCAUGGGUGAUGGACCUAUUCGACGAAGGUUUGUAUGCGUCUGUGGUGUUUAGUCUCCCUUGAUUACGUUGUGGUCAAAGGACAAUCCAGGAAGAAAGUUCAACAGCUGUGGAAGGUACCAGGAAAAAGGAAAUGCAAGUUCUUUGUGUGGCAUGAUAAUGAAGGCAAUGCACGUGAUAAGAAGCUGAUUGCAGCACUGCUUUCUAGAAUUGAAGGGAUGGAGAAGAAAAUUACCUUGUUAACUUGGACUUGUGUUGUUUGGUGGGGACUUUUUGCUCUAUUUCUCUUUGCAUUUGUAAUCAAGUGUAUGAAUAAGGUAUAGGAUUGGGUUUAGUUGCUGGUGGUUUAGUGAAAGUAAGGGUUUAGUUGUUGGUGGUUUAGUGAAAGUAAGGGUUUAGUGGUUGGUGUUGUAGUCAAAGAAGGGAAUGUAGUUGUUUGUGUAAUUUGGUGCACUAUUUUUUGAAUGCAAAUGAAGAUGAACUUUUAGUAUA